Messenger RNA from Adineta steineri, 339 nucleotides. The record is from the annotation of a GenBank genome assembly. Lineage: Eukaryota; Metazoa; Rotifera; Eurotatoria; Adinetida; Adinetidae.
AUGCAAGUUAUACGUCAAACACUCACGACAGUUAUUCAACGACCAGCUAGUCUUGUACGUGCUUCAACAAUUGUACAACAGGUUCGAUUCGAUGGCAGUGAUCCACGAUCAUCAACUUCAUCAGAAAAUCAUAAAAGUGGACAACAACAUGGCAGUAAUUUAAAUAAAAGUAAAGGUGGUGAUAAAAAACAAAAACCAUCGACAACUGAUGAUACUGAACAACCUGGUACGACACGAAAAGAUUGGAGUAAACCAGAUCAAGUUGUUAAUAAUGAUCCUCAAUAUGGAAAAGCUGGUAGUUCAACUGAUGCCCGUAAUCCUGAUAAAGGAAAAAAAUAA